UCUUCCGUUUCACCGGGAAAAAGGAGCAGCAAAACGUCGCACGACGACCCGCAUUGUUUACCCAGAACCUGACCGGAACCGGAGCCUGUUCGGUGACCCGGAGGAGUGGAGAACCGGCCUCAGAAGCGACAGGAGCCCGUUUUUCUGCCCGGAUACUCCACCUGGAUAGCGGCAGCGGCUCGAUGUGAUUCCUGGAGGAAAGUAAAUCAGCAGCUGCGGCCCCUCCCGGACACCGUAGGAGGGUAGGACUGCAGACGAUGUCAGCGACUCAGACCCAGAAAGAGGGCGGUGAGGCAGGAUGGGUGAGUCUGGAGUCUCUGGGUCUCAGUCAGAAGGAGCUGGUUCUGGCUGAGGCUCUGCAGAUGGAGUAUGAUGCACUCUCCAGACUCAAACAAGACAAGAACGGGACCACAACCAACCAGACUGAACUUCGACCUCCAAGUCAGAUCCGCUCCAAGCCUCCAAAUCCAUCCUUGAAUCAUCCUCGACCCAACCCCAGCCUGCACAUCCCAGACCUCACAGGAGAGAACCUGCUUACCGGACUUUCUGGGUCAGACUCCUCCUUAAACCAGCCCGGGGGUUCCCAGGGUCCCCUUCCCCUCCCACCUAGGCCCACCCCUCCUCUGGUGGGUUUUAAAGAGUCCCCCUACAUCCUUGACAGUCUGGAGUUCUUGAAGUUCAGAGAUAUUUCCGGUUCCAGCCCUGGGGACUCUUCUGGACUUGGUUCAGGGUUUCUCUCCAAAGGCCUUGUGACACUCACAGAUGAUCUUCCCCCUGCCAUUCCACCCAGACAGCCUAUCCCCCCACCCCCAAGGUCAGAGAACUCCUUCCUGGUCCCCGGACCGUCCACCGAGCCCAGAGAUGUGAACCUGUUCACCCCUGAUGUGGACCAGCACAAAUUGACCUCGGCAGAACUGAACUACGACACCAUCAACGACUCACUGGCCUCAGCUCAACUCAACGAGUUCAGACCGCCACCACGAGUUCAACACACCAACGAGGACCAAUCAGGAAAGCCCGUGACUCGCAGUAAGACUCUCCCCCCUCAGCUGCCUCCCAGGACCUACACAUCUGUCGUGAAGAGCAACAAGAACCAACGGAGGGUUUCUGCUGACCCGGUGUCACUGGGCUCCAGGACAAGCGGGUUUGGAUUCGAGCUGUUCCGGGUGUCAGAGGAAAGAGACGAGGAAGUGGCCGCUUUUUGUCAUAUGUUGGAUGUGCUGCGCUCGGCGUACCCGCACAGCGACGGCUCCAAGAACGCCGGCUUCGUGUGGGCGCCAUCGGUCGGCCAUGAUGAGCUGCAUCAGGCUCUGGGAGUGGGCGUGAAGGUGACGGUGGUCAGCGAGGACUUCAGGGAACCUCUGACCUUCACCUGCGAUGGUUCUUCCACAGUGGAUCUGCUCAUCUACCAGACUCUGUGCUACGCUCAGGACGACUUGGACCACAUGGACCUGAACAAGUACCUCCUGAAGGUCUGCGGACUAGAGGAGUUCCUCAACAACUCUCAGACUCUGGCCGGUUUGGAAUUUGUCCAACAAUGUCUGAAGUUCGACUUAGACAUUCGACUGUUUCUGACCAGGAGAUCUGCCAUUGAUACCAAACUGGCCCGCAUGAAAGAAGACGACGACACGCCGUCCUCCAUGAACCACUGCAUCCUGCUGCAGGAGCGUCCAAUCAAACAGACCAUCACCAGAGAGGCGCUUACUCUGCUGCUCGAUACGUUUCAUAACGAAGCAGAGUCCUUCCUGCUGUCACAGGUGGAGCUUCCGCUGCGUGUUGAGCGUCUGGUUCAAUCGGUGAAGGCGCUCUGCAGUUCAUUGGCUGCCGUGGAAACGCCCGAUGUGACGUCAGCAUUAAACCAACUCCCAGCAUGCCCUUGUCGUCUGCAGCCCAAAGUCCUGAAGGAUGCUUCAGUGCUGGCAGUCAGAGAGAACAGAGAGUCAGUGGUGGAAAAGCUGACAGCAGCCAUCUUGGACCUGGUAGAGCUAUACUGCAGCACGUUUAACGCCAAUUUCCACACAACGCCUCAGAGUCGGAGCUUCACGGCUCCAGUGCAAGAGGCCGGCCUCGUCACCAAUGUGCUGUCCUUCAACGUAUACGCCGCUCACCGCGUCCCCAUCACCUGGGCAGCCAGUUACGAGGGUUUCUUCAUGUCCUGCUCUCUGACUCACGGAGGGGUGGAGCUCUGCGCACCUCAGCAUACCAGCAAACAGGCGGUCAGCAAAUACCUGUUCCACCUGGUGGUCUGGGACCAGAGGGUUUGUUUUCCCGUACAGAUCAACCAACUGCCCAGAGAGUCUCAGCUGUUGGUGACACUGUAUGCUAGCCCUUUGCCGCCCCCUGGAGGAGGAGAGGAGAAGGGCAAGCAGCGGCGCAGCAUUGAGGCCUUGGGCUGGGUCACCAUGCCACUUUUUAACUUCAGACACGCCCUGACAUGUGGCAGGAAAUUAUUGGGUUUGUGGCCUUCGACCCCAGGAGAGAAUGGGAAUGCCCGCACAAGUUCUUCUAACUUCAGCCAACCAGACAGUGUCAUCCUGCAGGUGGACUUUCCUACAUCAUCCUUUGAGGUGUGCUUCAGCACCCCCCGUCCUGCAGACUUCUGUCCUCAGUACGACUUCAGCCGAUUGGACUCCACUAGUCAGGUCCAACUCCAGGACGUCCUCCACAAGAAGGCUGUCUUCUGGCUGACGUCGGAGGACAAACGUUUGUUGUGGGAGAAGAAGGCCUUUUGUCAGUCGGAAAGCGGGGCACUGCCUUUGGUCCUCGCCAGCGCCCCCUGCUGGCAGUGGGCUUGUCUACCUGAAAUCUACGCUCUGCUCCGUCAGUGGGCGUGUCUGGGUCACCUGGACGCUCUGGGACUGCUGCACGCCUCAUUCCCAGAUCAGGAGUUGAGGAGGACAGCGGUCCAGUGGAUGGACUCUAUUUCUGACCCAGAGCUGCUGGACUUCCUGCCUCAGCUGGUGCAGGCACUGAAGUAUGAGUGUUACCUGGACAGUUCUCUGGUCCGGUUCCUCCUUCGGAGAGCCAUCGGGGACAUUCGGAUUGCACACUACCUCUUCUGGCUGCUGAAGGAUAACCUGCAGGACAGUCAGUUCAGCGCUCGGUACCAGCACCUCCUGGCUGCUCUGCUUUGCUGUGUAGGUCGAGCUCUGAGAGAGGAGUUUGACCGUCAGUGCUGGCUUGUCUCCAUCCUUACAAAGGUGGCUCAGAGAGUUCGGGAUGCCACGCCAUCCAGCAGGCAGUGUAUCCUCAGAGACAGUCUGGAGGACUUAAAACAAUUCUUCACAAUGAACAGCAGCUGCAGACUUCCUCUCAACCCAGCGCUGCUCGUCACAGGAAUCAACAUUCAGUCAUGUUCCUUCUUCAACUCCAACGCCGUCCCUCUCAGGCUGUCCUUUCAGAACCUGGACCCUCUGGGAGACCACAUCAAUGUCAUCUUCAAGUCAGGAGACGACCUGCGACAGGACAUGCUGACCCUGCAGAUGAUCCGCAUCAUGAACAAGAUCUGGAUACAGGAGGGUAUGGACAUGAGGAUGGUCAUCUUCAAAUGCUUCUCCACGGGCAGAGGACGAGGUAUGGUAGAGAUGAUUCCUCAUGCCGACACUCUGAGGAAGAUCCAGGUGGAACACGGAGUCACAGGAUCAUUCAAAGACCGAACUUUGGGCGACUGGCUGCAGAAACACAACCCUACAGAUGAGCAGUAUGACAAGGCAGUGGAGAACUUCAUCUACUCGUGUGCCGGCUGCUGCGUGGCCACCUACAUCCUGGGAAUUUGUGACCGCCACAACGACAACAUCAUGCUGAAAACCAGCGGUCACAUGUUCCACAUCGACUUCGGGAAGUUUCUGGGACAUGCGCAGAUGUUCGGGAACAUCAAGCGGGACCGCGCCCCCUUUGUCUUCACCUCUGAUAUGGCAUAUGUCAUCAACGGAGGAGACAAACCGUCCAGCCGAUUCCACGACUUUGUAGAUCUGUGCUGCGAGGCGUACAACAUGAUCCGCAAGCACACACACCUGUUCCUCAACCUGCUGGGCCUGAUGUUGUCCUGUGGAAUUCCUGAACUUUCUGAUCUGGAUGAUCUGAAAUACGUCUACGAUGCUCUGAGACCUCAUGAGUCCGAGGCCGACGCCACCAUGUACUUCACCAGGUUGAUUGAGUCCAGUCUGGGCAGUGUCGCCACCAAACUGAACUUCUUCAUCCACAAUCUGGCUCAAAUGAAGUUCACCUCAUCAGAGGAUCGGCCCACGCUGUCGUUUGCUCCCAGAGUCCACACUGCAAGGAGUGAUGGCAUUAUCAAGAACCUGUACAUCUGCAAAUACAUCCGCACCGCCACCACUGGCAAGGGCUAUACGUUUGUGGUGAAAGUAGAGCGCGAGGGACAGCAGGAGGUCCAGCUUGUUCAGAGAACAUUUGAGGAGUUUCAGGAACUACACAGCAAACUGCGGCUUGUUUUCCCCUCAUCCAAACUGCCCAGUUUCUCCAAUCGUUUCAUGAUUGGUCGUUCCCGUGGAGAAGCGACGGCUGACAGGAGGAAGGAUGAGCUGAACGGCUACGUGUGGCACCUGAUCCACGCCGCGCCGGAGGUGACUCAGUCUGACCUGGUCUACACCUUCUUCCACCCGCUGCCCCGUGACGAGAGAGCAGGAGCAGCCAGCAGCAGACCUGCAGAGGUAUCGUGGCCUCCAGCUUCAGGAAAGGAACUUGGUGAAGUCAAACUGUCCAUCUCCUUCAAGAAUGACAAACUCUUCAUUAUGGUGAUGCACAUCCGAGGCCUGCAGCCCCUGCAGGACGGUACUGAUCCGGACCCCUAUGUGAAGCUCUACCUGCUGCCGGACCCAAUGAAGAUGAGCAAGAGGAAGACGAAGGCGGCGCGGCGCACUUGUAACCCCACCUACAACGAGAUGCUGGUGUACGAUCGGAUUCCCCAUGGGGACCUGGACCAGCGCCUGAUCCACCUUCGGGUUCUGAGCGAUGGCGCCUUCUGGGAGAACACGCUGCUGGGGGAGACCUUCAUCCCCUUGAACAGGCUGGUUCCAGGUCAGCACUGGGUGGACUGGCACCAGCUGGGCGGGGCCAGGCCAGACUCCACCCACUGACAGACAAGAACUAAAGGGAAGUCCUUCAUAAUAAAAGACUGAUCUUCCAUCAAUAAGUGGGUCAGGAGGCGGAGCUUAAUGUGAAUCACCAGGUGAGACUGUUCACCAGGUGUUUUUAGUUUACAGAUUAAUUCAGAUUUACAGAUU
Nematolebias whitei (Rio pearlfish) is the source of this 5243-nucleotide messenger RNA. It is a transcript of the gene pik3c2b, whose product is annotated as phosphatidylinositol-4-phosphate 3-kinase, catalytic subunit type 2 beta. Bases 258 to 5096 code for a protein of 1612 amino acids. Gene Ontology annotation, molecular function: phosphatidylinositol binding; 1-phosphatidylinositol-4-phosphate 3-kinase activity; 1-phosphatidylinositol-3-kinase activity. NCBI's taxonomy places the organism in Eukaryota, Metazoa, Chordata, Actinopteri, Cyprinodontiformes, Rivulidae. Gene Ontology annotation, cellular component: plasma membrane; phosphatidylinositol 3-kinase complex; cytoplasm. The transcript is spliced from 33 exons. The record is from RefSeq and is a predicted model, not a curated record. Gene Ontology annotation, biological process: phosphatidylinositol 3-kinase/protein kinase B signal transduction; cell migration; phosphatidylinositol-3-phosphate biosynthetic process.